AUGUUGAAUGACCUCACACUGAAAUACAUCGAGAAAAGGAAUGCACCUACCGCCGUGUUCGUCCCAAUAUUACUCCCAAUAAAAAUUAAGGAGUCGGUGGAUUACACCACCAAACAGCUUUUCAACCUGAAGUUACUCCAGGAACGGCAAUGUUUGCCGAGUUUCUCGAAAAGAAAACAAAAGAGGGAAGAGAUUAAUAAGGUAAAGAGCGAAAUACGCAUUCUUAUUGUUCGGCUAGAAAACUAUCUGAAGGAAAUUAAUGCGCUUGAAUGCACGCUGGUGCUGAAAAGGCGAAUGAAAGACCAUUUCGCACAGAUAGUGCAUUCCCUGCUGGUAGAAUACAGGGAAAUGCAACAGAAAUAUCUCAGAAAAAUAAAAAAUUUGCAAAUUUUCGAUGAUCUAGAAGAUACGCGGCCGUUCCAACCCAGCCAUAACCAACCACAGAAACUCAUUUGCCAGAAGAAACAGAACGAUAUAGAAAGCAUACGCUCGUCGUUGUACUUCAUAACCUCGGUAUUACUUGAGAUGAAGACAAUAAUUGCCAGUCAUUCCAACAUGAUAGACAGAAUCGACUAUCUCGUUGAUGAGACCAAUAAUAAUCUUCGAAUGGCUAACAAAGAAAUAGAAAAGGUUCCAUCCAAGUAUGGGGGUCUAAAAGACAGGUUUAUCCUGGUUCUAUUACUUGUCACGAUCUGUCUUCUUUUUUUAUUGGUCCUUAAAAUUUAUCGUAAAAGACUAAAUUUGGAAAGGUUCGUGGUCAUAAAUGGAAGACAAAUGAUUCAAUAAAAGGUAUUAGUAAG
Vavraia culicis subsp. floridensis is the source of this 800-nucleotide messenger RNA. RefSeq lists its product as uncharacterized. NCBI's taxonomy places the organism in Eukaryota, Fungi, Microsporidia, Pleistophoridae. Gene Ontology annotation, cellular component: membrane; SNARE complex; endomembrane system. Gene Ontology annotation, molecular function: SNARE binding; SNAP receptor activity. The transcript has a single exon. Gene Ontology annotation, biological process: intracellular protein transport; vesicle fusion; vesicle-mediated transport. The record is from RefSeq and is a predicted model, not a curated record. Bases 1 to 786 code for a protein of 261 amino acids.